AUGCAGUUGAAAUAUCUUCGAACAUUGCUGGAGGGUCAGGAGCAAAUUCAAAGGAUAGCCGGGUUAGCCUGGUCUCCCAACCAGCAAAAACUGGCCAUUGCCACCGCAGAUCGUCAUAUUCUACUUUAUGAUGAUGCUGGCGAAAGACGUGAUAAGUUCAGCACCAAGCCUGCAAAUCCCUCGAAUGGAAAGAACUCGUAUGUCAUACGGGGAUUGGCAUUCAGUCCGGAUUCCACCAAACUAGCAGUGGGUCAGAGCGAUAGCAUCGUUUAUGUUUAUAAACUAGGGGAAUCUUGGAACGAUAAGAAGGUGAUUUGUAACAAGUUUCCACAGGCCAGUGCGGUGACUGCCCUGAUUUGGCUCACUUCGGGUUCUAUAAUUGCAGGACUGGAGGAUGGCAAAGUACGUGCUCUGCAUAGCAAAAGCAAUAAGUCGCAAAGUCUCUAUGGAGGGGAUAGCAUCUGCAUUUCCUUGGCCUCCAAUACCAAGGGAACUGGCUUCCUGAGUGGCCACAAUGAUGGAACCAUUAUAAGAUAUUUCAUGACGGAUGAGGCCACAGAACCACUGGGCAGGGUGGUGCAGCACUCGGUGCCUCCAUUCGCAUUGGCCUGGCCACAGGGUGGAUUUUGCGUGGGUGGCUGUGAUCAGAGGAUUGUCUUUUACGACAGCAUGGGUCGCCAGCUGCGCACCUUUGAUCACUCCCGUACCGAAGGCGAACGGGAGUUCACUGUAGCCGCCUGUAGUCCCAAUGGACAGGCGGUGGCCUUUGGCAGCUUCGACAGGAUACGGAUCUUCGCGUGGAGUCCGCGGCAGGGAGCUUGGAGCGAGAGUGCCAGCAAGGAGGUGGCCUGUCUGUACACUUUGAGCAGCCUCCUCUGGCGAAGAGAUGGAGCCCGACUUGCCCUGGGAUCGGUGAGUGGAGCAGUGCUCCUCUUCGAGUCCGUCCUUCGACGCACCGUUUGGCAGGAUAAAUUCGAGCUGAUUUUCGUGGCACCCAGUCAACUUCUGGUGAGAUCCUUGACGGAACCCUCGCAACAGCUGACGAUUGAAUCGCAGUUGGGUCUGGAGAUCGAUGAUGUGAGGAUUAUGGGCAGGGAUAACUAUCUGGUGGCCCGCACCGAGGAGUCCCUGAUCCUUUGUGAUUUAACCCGAAACCUAAGCAGCGAAGUUCCCUGGACAGCCUCGGGUCACCAUGAACGUUUCUACUUUGAGAACCCCACAGUUUGCCUGGUCUUCAAUGUGGGUGAACUGAGUCUCGUGGAAUAUGGUGAAAAUUCUAUUUUGGGAUCUGUUCGCACGGAAUUUGUGAAUCCCCAUGUGAUCUCAGUGCGUUUAAAUGAGCGUGGGAAUGCCAGGGAAAAUAAGAAGCUUGCCUUUCUACUGGAUGCCAAAACCAUUUGUGUGGUGGAUCUGGUUAGCCGGAUGACCAGUGGUCAGAUCAAUCAUGAGACCAAGAUCGAUUGGCUGGAAUUGAGUGAGACUGCCCAUAAGCUGCUGUUUCGGGACAAGAAACUCCGGCUGAUCCUGGUGGAUAACUAUACGGGGAAGAAGCAAACCCUGCUCAGCAACAUAUCCUUUGUCCAGUGGGUUCCACAGAGCGAUGUGGUGGUGGCCCAGAGCAACGCCAAUUUGGCCAUUUGGUACAACAUCGAUUUGCCGGAGCAUGUGACCAUGCAGAGUGUUCGUGGGGAAGCCAUCGAGGUGCUCAGGGAAAAUGGUCGCACAGUGGUUCGAUCGCAGGAUGGACCGAGCGAACACAACUACCAGUUGGAUGAGGGCCUGGUGGAGUUUGGAACUGCGGUGAAUGACAGCGACUUCGGAAGAGCAGUCCACUUUCUGGAAUCCCUGGGCGACAAACCGGCGGCCAAGGCAAUGUGGCACAACCUGGCCCUAAUCUCCCUGGAGGAUGGCAAUCUCCGGGUGGCCCAGCGAUGCUAUGCUGCUCUGGGUAACGUAUCCAAGGCUUACUAUCUGGAAGGGAUGAUCCAGCAGGCGGAUGAGUUCGAGGCGACCUCGGGUUCUCCGGGAAUUCUCUGUCCCGAGGUGCGUGCCAAGAUGGCUCUGCUAGGAUCGGAUUUGCGCACGGCAGAGAGAAUCUAUCUGGAGCAAGGGGAUAUAGAAGCAGCCCUGAAGAUGUACCAACAACUGGGGAUGUGGGAUGAGGCAGUUUCCCUGGCGGAGAGAAGGGGCUACAAUCGAAUCUCGGAGUUGAAGCAACAGCACAUGGACUACUUGCUCAACAGCGAGCAGCAGGAGAAGGCCGGUCAGGUUCUAGAGGAGCAGGGUGAUCUCCAGCAGGCCAUGUCCUUGUUUUUGAAAGCUAACAAACCAGCAAGGGCUGCUCGAUUGGCCUUGAAAACUCCCCACAUUCUCCAAGAUGAGCAGGUGAUGCUGCAGGUCACCGAGGGAUUGGUGCGCUCGGAGCUCUAUGAAUUAGCUGGGGACAUAGCCCAUCGUUUAUCCCGACCAGAGGCGGCAUUAUCUCUUUAUAGAAAGGGAGGAGCAUAUGCCAGGGCCUUGGAACUGGGACGAGUGGUGGCCCCGCAGGAGGUUACAUCUUUAGAGGAAGAGUGGGGCGAUUGGUUGGUGGCUCGCAAGCAACUGGAUGCUUCUAUCAACCACUACAUAGAAGCGGGAGCAACCCAAAAAGCUCUGGAGGCAGCCGUGGGUGCCAAGCAAUGGAGGAAGGCGGUCCAGAUAGCCAAGGUCCUGGACGAACCCGAGCUCAUCCAGAGAUAUGCCACGGAUCUGGCCAAACAUCUCGCCUUUGCAGGGGAUUUGGAUGGAGCAGAGGACAUGUUGGUGAGGGCUAAUCUUUAUAAAGAGGCCAUAGAGCUACUGAAUCGUCAUGGCAAAUGGGAGCGAGCCUAUGUGAUUGGGGAAAAGUAUCUAAAGCAAGAUCAACUGAGGGACCUCUUCAUCCAACUCGCUGGAACGCUGGAGGAUCAGGGAAAGUACAGGGAUGCCGAGAAGGUCCUGGUGGCUGUGAAUGAACCGGAUCUCGCGAUAGCCAUGUACAAGCGAAGGGAGCUCUACGACUCGAUGAUUCGCCUGGUGGAGCGUCAUCACAAGGAUCUGCUGGACAGCACCCAUCUUCACCUGGCUCGCCAGUUAGAAUCCCGUGGGAAACUCAAGAAUGCGGAGCUGCAUUUCGUGGCCUCCGGGGACUGGAAGUCCGCCGUGCACAUGUACUGCUCCUCGAAUCGCUGGGAGGAUGGCUAUCGGGUGGCCAAGCAGAAGGGCACCGAGGGCGCCAGCCAGCAGGUGGCCUACAUGUGGGCCAAAUCCAUGCCCACCGAGAGUGCGGUUCGAUUGCUCAGCAAACUGGAACUUCUGGACACCGCAGUGGGUUUCGCCUGCGAUUCCGGUCAGUUUGAGUUCGCCAUGGAACUCUGCCGCUUCGCUGGGCGUUCCACGGAUGAGGUGCACCUGAAGAUAGCCAUGUCUCUGGAGGAUGAGGGCAAGUUCGAGGCGGCAGAGGCGGAGUUCCUAAAGGCCAAUAAACCUAGAGAGGCUAUUUUGAUGUACCAGCAUGCUGGCGAUUGGCAGGCCGCCUUGAAUGUGGCGGAGAAUCAUCUGCAGGAUGCCGUGGCUGAGGUGCUCAUUGGCCAGGCUUCGUCUGCCUUGGAAACCAGGAACUACAAGGAUUACGAGGCGCUGCUCCUGCGGGCACAUCGUGCUGAUUUGAUUGUGGAGCACUACAAACAGGAAUCGCUCUAUGAAGAUGCUUUGCGGAUUGCCGAGGAGCACUAUCCAUCGGCUCUGAAUGAUUUGCGGCGUCUGCAGGCGCAACUGCAACGUGGUCAGGCGCAGGCUGGCGAGGAUGCGGCAUCUGUAUCGAGGGGCUAUCUCCAAAAGGCAGCUGAGUUUGCCAAGAAGGAGCAAUUCCGCAAGGCAGCCGAGUGCCUCAUGCAGAUAGAUUCCUCGAAUGCCGAGGAUGCAGCCACUUUGGAGAGGGCUUUGCUAAGAGCGGCGGAGAUUUGCAAUCAAUUCCUGGAGGGCAAGGAUGCAGAAGAGUUGGCGGAGUCACUGGGACCGCGGUUACUCGCCAUCAAGCAAAUAGGACCCGCUGCUCAGCUCUAUUUAGCAGCCGAUUUGCCCAAGCAGGCGGUGGAUGUGUUCAUCAAAACGGAGCAGUGGAGCAAGGCGCGCCGUUUGGCCAAGGAGAUCGAUGCGGAUCUGCAGCUUCUGGCCUACGUGGAGCAGCAGCAGAAGGCGAGUCUGAAGCACGAGGGUAACAUUGAACAACUGGCGGAUAUUGACAUAGUUUCCGCCUUGGAUCUUCUGGCGGAGCAAGGACAAUGGCAGCGUUGUUUGGAGAAGGCCAAGCAGUUGAAUCCCUCGCUGCUCCAGAAAUACGUGGCAGUCUAUGCAGCUCAACUUAUAAGGGAGGGCAACUGCAUCACUGCCUUGAAUCUCUACCUGAGCUAUGGUGCUCCUCCCAUCGAGGCUCACUUUAAUAUUUACACGAGGAUCGCCUUGGAUUGCUUGGCUUUGCGGGAGGAGCAAACGGAGGCGGGUUUGGUGUGGCGUCAGUUGAGGGAUUUCCUGUUCCGCUUGCUGCAAUCUCUUAAAGGAAAUCCUGAGCAAUCCCAGUUCUCCGCCAGCAUGGAGCAGUUCCUUCUGAUAGCCCAUUACUAUGCCAUUCGAGCUGCUUGUAAGGAAGUUCAAGCUCUGCAACCCGUGGCCCUUCGUUUAUCCUUGGCUCUUCUACGCCACACGGAUCUUUUACCAGUCGAUAAAGGUUUCUAUGAAGCUGGGAUGGAUCUCCGCCAGGCAGGUCGCGAAUCCGAGGCCUUUGUGAUGCUCAAUCACUAUCUGGAUGUUUGUGAAGCGAUUGAAGAGGGUUCCGGACAGUUGGUGGACCAUUCCGAUCUAGCUAGCACCGAUUUUCCCAGCUCCGUGCCUUUGCCAGAGGAUAUCCAUCUGAAGAAUGAUCCCAAUCUCCACGAGGAGGUGCGUGAGUGGGUCUUAGCUGUAAGCAUGGAUCAGCAGGUCGAUCAGCAGCUUCCCACCGAUGAUCGUGGGCUGUACGAAUCCAGUUUGGCCUCCGGCGAUUUGCCCUGCAUGCUGAGUGGUUUUCCUGUGCGCGGUCGUCAGCCGGUGACCUUUCAGGCGUCCGCGAACCAAGUGAAUCGCGAUGUCUGGAGCAAGUUCUCGGUGGCCUUGAAGAUGUCCCCGGGAAGUGGGAUUUCCGACAUUAUAUCCUUCACCGAAAAGUGGCAGGGAGCUGCGAACUACGUGAUGCACUAA
Molecule: messenger RNA, 5253 nt
Organism: Drosophila takahashii
Lineage: Eukaryota; Metazoa; Arthropoda; Insecta; Diptera; Drosophilidae
Gene: Oseg2
Product: intraflagellar transport protein Oseg2
Biological process (GO): intraciliary transport
Cellular component (GO): axoneme; intraciliary transport particle B; ciliary basal body
Molecular function (GO): protein binding
Source: RefSeq, a predicted model, not a curated record